Molecule: messenger RNA, 2200 nt
Organism: Xylona heveae TC161
Lineage: Eukaryota; Fungi; Ascomycota; Xylonomycetes; Xylonales; Xylonaceae
Product: delta-1-pyrroline-5-carboxylate dehydrogenase 1
Exons: 3
Coding region: 150-1892 (580 amino acids)
Cellular component (GO): mitochondrial matrix
Molecular function (GO): L-glutamate gamma-semialdehyde dehydrogenase (NAD+) activity
Source: RefSeq, a predicted model, not a curated record
AGCUGAACCGGAUUAGCUCUCCGAAUGGAGGUUACGUCUGAAAUGUUGUGUCUAUAUAUUUGAGGAGUCCUUCACGUUUUUCUGAUCGAUAUCGAGGCGAAUAAUUAUUCCAAUUGCCAUCAGAACGCGACGUUCUUGUUACUUGCAAGAUGGCACCCGCCCCUCUUCGACAGACUCUCACUCAAGCCUCUCGGCGGACGGGCACCCUGGCUUUUGCUCAAAAAAAUGCCCUCCGAUCAACAUGCCAAGCUGCUUCUUUUUCCAUGUACAAGAAGCCGUUUUUCGACAACGAAGACGCUAAAUCCUAUGCCAAAGGUUCUCCAGAAAGAACUGAGCUCACAGAGGCGAUCAAAUCACUAAAGGCGACGUUGCCGGUCAACGUGCCAUUGAACAUUGCAGGCAAAGAGGUGACGCCUGACGCCAUCCAAACACAACCCAAUCCCUCAGAUCACCAGACAACCAUUGCAAACUAUGGCGCUGCCAGCGCUGCUCAGGUCAAUGAUGCGAUUGAAGCUGCACUCAAGGCCAAGCCAACAUGGGAAAAUCUGCCCCUCGAGCAACGCGCCUCCGUUUUCCACAGGGCGGCUGAGCUUGUGUCGACCAAGUAUCGGGCUGACCUCGUAGCAGCAUCGAUGCUUGGACAGGGUAAGAACAUCUGGCAAGCUGAGAUCGAUAUUGUUGCUGAGACCUGCGACCUUCUGCGCUUCGCCGUUCAAUGUGCCCUGGAUCUCGCGGCGACCCAGCCAGCGAAACACCCACCUGGCAUGUGGAAUCGUGUCGAGUAUCGGCCUCUGGAAGGCUUCGUCUACGCUGUUUCUCCCUUUAACUUCACAGCGCUGGGCGCUAAUCUUAUCGGCAUUCCACUUCUGAUGGGUAACGCUGUGAUCUGGAAACCUUCCAACUCUGCAGUCCACUCUUGCUGGCUAGUGCACAAGAUCCUCCUGGAAGCCGGCCUUCCCGAAGGCGUUGUCCAGUUUGUGCCUGGAGACGCUGAGCUCAUCACCAAGACGGUUCUUGAACACCCCGAGUUCGCUGCUCUCCAUUUCACAGGCUCCACCGACGUCUUCAAGAAACUCUAUGGCAAGAUCGGGCAAGCGACCGCGGAGAACAAGUUCAAGAGCUACCCCCGUAUCAUUGGCGAGACUGGCGGAAAGAACUUCCACCUGAUCCACAAAUCCGCGGAAAUUGACAACGCCGUCUACAACACUGUCCGCGGCGGCUUCGAAUACCAGGGCCAAAAGUGCUCUGCGCCCUCGCGCGUCUAUGUCGCCGAAUCCAUCUGGCCUACUUUCAAGGAGAAGCUGCUCGCCGAGACGGCCAAGGUCAAGACCGGUGCUCCCGAAGAGUACGACAACUUUGUCAACGCCGUGAUCCACGAGGCAUCUUUUGACAAGCUCAACGCCGUCAUCGAAAAGGCCAAGUCCGACGACAAGGUCACCCUGCUCGCCGGAGGCAAAGCAUCCAAGGAAAAGGGCUAUUUCGUAGAGCCCACCAUCUACCAAACUAGCGAUCCUCAACACGAGUUGAUGACCCGCGAGCUCUUUGGCCCCAUCCUUACCAUCUACGUCUACCCUGAUGCCGAAUGGGCCGAGACCAUCAAGCUCGUAGACAACACCACCUCCUACGGUCUCGCUGGCUCCGUCUUCGCCCAGGACCAGGUCGCGAUCCACCAGGCCGAGGUCGGCCUCAAGCACUCUGCUGGAAACUUUUACAUCAACACCAAGAGCACGGGUUCCGUGGUCGCGCAGCAGCCCUUUGGCGGUAACCGUGGCAGCGGUACCAAUGACAAGGUCGGCUCCGUCAACCUGCUCACCCGUUUCGCAAGCGUCCGUUCCGUCAAGGACGAUUAUGCCCCGCUCAAGGGCUUCAAGUAUCCCAGCAAUGAGGUUUAAAUUCGCCAUCACAUCUACCCUUUACAUAUUUUCCCCCCGUCAUUAUAUCCAUUCUUUAUAUACCUGUUUUUCUGGAGCCAUCAUGUCUACCAACCAUGAAUUGUACAGAGGGUAAAAAACCCAGCCCAUCUCAUCUAACGGACUCAUCCUGGACGCUGAUUUGCCGUCAGAUGGGCUGAUGUUGGGAUCAUCAUAUUGAUUACAUUGUAUACUAGAUAGCUAGACAGCAUGAAGGCGCAUUGGAGUGUUUUUCUCUCACAAGUUGCACCACAGAGACUUUUUAUGAAAUUGGAAUAGAAAAGGAAACG